UUGUUAUAUCUAUUUGGGUUUUACUUUGUUUUUGUAAAUUUUUAUUUAAGUUUUUUGAAGACAAUCGCGUACUUUGGUCAUUAAACCAUUCAAAAAAGAGAUUUCUUUCGUCUGUCAAGAUCAGGUUUCUUUUAUUUGAAAGUAAUUUUUCUUCCACGUAAACUAAUGUUGUUCAAAAUUUUUAAAAUUACGAAAUGUUUUAUUAAUAUCCAUUUGGGUGCGGUAAUGAUAGUCACUUUAUAAUUUGACGGAAAAAUUUGGUCAAUAUUCAAAAUUAAAUAAUAUUUGAUUGAAAAUUUUUAAAUAAUGAGCAUAGAUCAUCAAAGUAGGGAAGAAAAAAAGCAGCAACGUCGUGAAGAUAAAGCUAUACGUCGGGAAGAGAAGGAAAUUAAAAGAAAGUUACAUCGAGAGGAAAAAGAGUAUAAACGCGAAGAAAAAUUGAAGUAUAAGGAGGAAAAAAGACAUAAGAUAAAAGAACGAAAAAUCAAAUUUCGUCGAGCAAUGGCUAGUUUAUUCAAAACAAUCCUUUCAUAUAUUCUUCAGUUGUUUCACAUUUUACUUGAUAAACUUUUAGAACUUGUUUUAACAUCUUAUUGGGGACCAAAGAAAACUUGUCCACCCAUAAACGGUGAUAAGGUAAUCACAAAAAGCGCAGUUGAAUUGGCACGUAUGAUAAGAGAGAAAAAAAUUAGUUCUCAUGAUUUAUGCAAAUUGUAUGUUGAUCGUAUGAAAGAUAUCCAUUCGUAUUUAAAUGCUGCUGUUGAGGGGCCAUUUCAAGAAGCCUUGGAUCAGGCAAAAGAACUAGAUGAAAGAAUCUCAAGUGGAAAAAUUUCUGAGGAUGAAUUUUCUGAAAAACCAUUCCUUGGAGUUCCAUUUACAUGUAAAGAAAGUACUGCUGUUAAAGGAAAAUUGCACACACUAGGUUUGAUUUCAAGAAGAAAUAUCCGAGCUAAGGAAGAUGCUGAGUGCGUUAGGUUAAUGAAAGAAGCCGGCGCUAUUAUUAUCGCUACUUCAAAUAUCCCUGAAGUAAAUAAAUGGAUAGAAAGUAGAAAUUUAUUAUAUGGGCAAACAAAUAAUCCGUAUGACCAAAGAAGAUCAGUUGGAGGUUCAUCUGGGGGAGAGGCUGCUUUGAUUUCCAGUUGUUGUACUGCAUUUGGCUUAGGAACUGACAUAGGAGGAUCUAUUAGAAUUCCAGCAUUCUGUUGUGGUAUUUUUGGUCAUAAAGCUACAACAGGUACGAUAGACAUGCGUGGUUGUACAUUUCGCACAGGUAAAGAAAUGUCCACAAUGGUCACAGCAGGUCCAAUGACUCGAUUUUCUUCAGACUUAAGGCCACUUUUAAAAGUUUUAGUAGGUCCAACAAAUAGCAUUAAGCUAAAACUGGAUGAACCUGUUGAUGUAAAACAAUUAAAAUAUUAUUACAUUCCACAAAAUAAUAUGUUACAGUGCAAUCCUAUUUCAAAAGAAGCACAAAAAGUGAUGUUUAAAGUCUGCGAACAUUUUUAUGAAUUGACUGGGUCAAAAGUAACAUUAGCUGAACUCCCUGGCAUAGAAAAAACAGCAAAUAUGUGGCGUUAUUGGAUGACACAGGAACCCGCCGAUUUUAAUGCCUUAUUAGGGAAUGGCGUAACUCUAAAUCCCUUUGUUGAACUUGGUAAAAAGUUGAUUGGAAAAAGUGAAUUUACUAUGGCAGCAAUAUAUUCCUUAAUUGAUGCCAUUUUGCCAAAAGAAAAUGAAACAAAAAUACGUGAAGUAACAAGAAAAUGUGACGAAGCAUUAACAAAUUUAUUGGGUGAAGAUGGUAUUUUAUUUUAUCAUAGCAGUCCAAGAACAACUCCACUGCAUUAUUAUCCUUUAAUUAAAUUUAAUGAUUUCCAUUAUUUUUCAAUAUUUAAUGUUUUGAAAGUUCCAGUUACUCAAGUACCAUUGGGUUUAAGUUCAGAUGGUCUCCCCUUAGGUAUUCAAGUUAUUGCUACUAGAAAUCGUGACAGUGAUUGUAUUGCAGUGGCGGAAGAACUAGAAAAAGCUUUUGGUGGUUGGGUCUCGCCGAGUUUAAAUUAAAAUUUAAAUGAAGAAUCAAAUACUCAAUUAUAAUGUAUUUAAAAUCUGUUAAUUGAUUCUUAAUUAUAUCAUUUCAGUAUAAGUAGGUAUUAAUAUCGAAUAUUGUGUACUAUAAUAGAACAAUUUAAUGUUAUGGAGAUUACAAAUAUUAACUUUUUUAGUUUUUAAAAUUUUUAUAAAGAAAUAAUUUCAUGUCCUUUCUAAUGUUAAAGGUGAUAGGUGAUUUUUGAAAUUUUAAUACAUAAAUGGUGUGUAUUAUUGUUUUAUGUAACUAGUUUUUUGAAAAAUUUUAUUUUGGACACAAAUAUGGAAGGAAUCGUUUGUAUUAAUAAAAUUAAUUUAUUUCAUUUAAA
Messenger RNA from Condylostylus longicornis, 2414 nucleotides. RefSeq names its product fatty-acid amide hydrolase 2. The transcript is spliced from 6 exons. NCBI's taxonomy places the organism in Eukaryota, Metazoa, Arthropoda, Insecta, Diptera, Dolichopodidae. The record is from RefSeq and is a predicted model, not a curated record. The coding region runs from base 307 to 2061 and encodes 584 amino acids.